Messenger RNA from Zingiber officinale, 365 nucleotides. RefSeq lists its product as uncharacterized. The coding region runs from base 48 to 365 and encodes 105 amino acids. The transcript has 3 exons. The record is from RefSeq and is a predicted model, not a curated record. Lineage: Eukaryota; Viridiplantae; Streptophyta; Magnoliopsida; Zingiberales; Zingiberaceae.
UUCGCAGUGACAAAAUUGGCAGGUUGUGCAACCGAGAUAUCUGAAAAAUGAUUCAGCAACAAUGCUCUAGAGUUGCCAAACAAAUGUGGAAGCCACUGCCCUCUUUUAUGCACAAGAGAGGGAUUCAUAGUCGUAACAAAAAGGCAAUGGAACUAGUGGCAAAAGGGUGGAGUGCUCUACAGGAAGUAGAUAGGGUUAUCGACUAUGCCGAUCGGAAUGACACUCGCCUCAUCCCGCAACUCAGAGGUGCAAAGGAGAACUUUGAAUUGGCUCUUGAGAUUGACAACAUGAAUACUCAUGCACGAUACUGGUUGGCCAGGAUGCACUUUAAGUACCAUGUUCCUGGGGCUUGUAAAGCAAUGUGA